AUGGCUGUUCAACAACUUACUAAUAACGAAUCCGAGCCCACUAAUGAAAGCUCUUCAGAAAAUGUAGCAAACCCCUUCGAAUCUUACUAUUCUGAAGCUUAUUGUCCAGAAAAUUCCGCAGAAGAUCAAUUUCAAUAUUAUGAAAACGAUUAUUCUCAAGAAAAUUUUCAGUCAACUCCUCAUCAACAAUCCCCAGAAUAG
This is a messenger RNA of Acanthoscelides obtectus, 201 nucleotides long. NCBI's taxonomy places the organism in Eukaryota, Metazoa, Arthropoda, Insecta, Coleoptera, Chrysomelidae. The record is from the annotation of a GenBank genome assembly.